UUUAUUUUAUUUUAACUCAGGUCAUAAACAUUACAGCUAGUUUAAUCUGCCCGUGGAAGGGAAGUAGUAGCGUAUUACCCCGGGACCAUCUUGCGUCCUGCUUUUAAUUUUGAGUUCCUAGUAUCCUCGAAUUCUCGGCAUAUUAAUUUAGUUUGGCAUGUAGACUUCCACCGAAUUCUGAGUUUACGGGCACAAAACUUUGGGUGAAGGUGGUUAACCUAUGCUCCCUAUUCUCCAGUUUAACUUUUUUUUUUUUAAUUAAGUUUUCAAUCCUGUUUCCUGCCCUCUUUUCCUUUAAAAGCAAAACAAAACAUUUAAGUUUCUUAACUUUUUCCUGGGAAUGAACGGUGCAAACUUAAAGCUACAGUAUUCUUGGAAGGAAGAAGCAAUCCCCUCCCUUGGCUCCUUUAGGAGCUAAUAGGUCAUUUAUUUGGAACUGAAAUGGUAUAAACAAUUCUCUCUCUUUUUUCCCUUGUUAACAGCAACUUUCAUUGUUAGAGAGAGAGGAGAGAGAGAAGCCUUGUUGGUUGACGUCACUUGGUUCAUGAAGCCUUCGCCUAGAAGUGAAGCUGCUGAACAAACCUUGAGAAGAAUCAUCUCCUGCUUCAAUCUGCUGCUGGAUAGGAACUAAUCAGAGAGAGAGAGGCGGAAGACGGAGAAGGAAGGAGUCAAAGGCUUCCCCGAUCACAAAUCUCACCUCCACUCCAACUCUCUUUAUACUUUUCUUGCAGAAAUAGUAAUAAGGAGGUGGUGGGCUUUCCAAAAACAAAAAAUCGUAACCUUCAGCCGUCUGGGGGAGGCAAAAACCCCAUCCACCGCAACUCUCAGUUCGAAAGUAAAGAUUUCUCAACAGUGAUGUCACAAGAUUGACCACGUUGAUUACAAUAAUGGAGUCUGGAGAACGGUUAUCAUCCUCAACAGCCUCCUCUACUACACCAACUUCAUCUUCUACACCUCCUGUGGCUUCAGCAGUUUCAAAAGGCGGCCUUUCCACUGGAGUUGCUUCACUUAGCUCUACAAUCAACCCAUGUGGACAUUUAUUCAGAGCAGCUGGGGAUCAACCGUUCAACCUGUCCACAGUGUCGAGUGCCUUCCCAAUGGUCAGCCCCCCAGUCUUUGGUCUACAUUCAGCCAGCUCAGGGCAUUCAGAAUUUGGUGGCUUGGGAACACUUGGUACACCCACAGCCUUAGCCGCACAUCCCCAACUAGCAUCUUUUCCAGGUGCAGAAUGGUGGCGAACAGCAGAUGUUCCUACUCGUACAGGAGCAACCUUCUUUCCACCAUUACUGGGAAUUCCACCACUGUUUGCUCCUCCAGCCCAGAAUCAUGAUUCUUCUUCAUUCCAUUCAAGGACUUCAGGAAAAAGUAAUCGAAAUGGUCCUGAAAAAGGUGUAAAUGGGUCAAUAAAUGGAAACAGUACAUCAUCUGUAUCUGGUAUCAGCACAUCUGUACUAUCUACUACUGCUUCAGGUUCUACUGGACAAACUAAAACUAUAAGCUCAGGUGGAGGAAAUCGAAAAUGUAACCAGGAACAAAGCAAAAACCAGCCUUUGGAUCCUAGAGCUGACAAAAUCAAAGAUAAGAAACCAAGGAAGAAAACUAUGGAAAGUUCUAGCAACAGUGAUAGUGAUUCAGGCACAUCAUCAGACACCUCAAGUGAAGGCAUUAGUAGUAGUGAUUCAGAUGACUUAGAGGAAGAUGAAGAGGAAGAAGAUCAAAGUCUUGAAGAAAGUGAAGAUGAUGAUUCUGAUUCAGAGAGUGAAGCACAACACAAAAGUAACAACCAGGUGCUAUUACAUGGUAUUUCAGACCCAAAAGCAGAUGGACAGAAAGCAACUGAAAAAGCCCAGGAAAAAAGAAUACACCAGCCAUUACCUCUUGUGUCUGAAUCCCAGACUCACUCAUCAUUCCAAUCCCAGCAGAAGCAGCCUCAGGUUUUGUCACAGCAGCUUCCAUUUAUUUUCCAAAGCUCUCAGGCAAAGGAGGAAUCUGUGAACAAACACACCAGUGUAAUACAGUCUACGGGAUUGGUGUCCAAUGUGAAACCUUUAUCUUUGGUAAAUCAAGCCAAAAAGGAAACUUACAUGAAACUCAUAGUUCCUUCUCCUGAUGUACUUAAAGCAGGGAAUAAAAAUACCUCUGAAGAAUCUAGUCCUUUGACCAGUGAAUUGCGAUCCAAACGGGAACAAUAUAAACAGACAUUCCCAGCACAGUUGAAGAAACAGGAGUCAUCUAGAAGCCUGAAGAAAGUUAUUUCAGCUUUGUCAAAUCCAAAAGCAACCUCUAGUUCACCAGCACAUCCAAAACAAACAUUAGAAAAUAACCACCCUAAUCCGUUCUUGACAAAUGCACUUUUAGGUAAUCACCAACCAAAUGGAGUUAUUCAAAGUGUCAUUCAAGAAGCUCCUCUUGCACUUACUACCAAAACUAAAAUACAGAGUAGGAUUAAUGAAAACAUUGCUACUGCAAGCAGCACCCCUUUUUCCUCACCUGUAAAUUUGAGCACAAGUGGGAGAAGAACCCCUGGCAAUCAGACACCUGUAAUGCCCUCUGCCUCUCCCAUACUGCAUAGUCAAGGGAAGGAAAAAGCAGUUAGCAAUAAUGUAAACACACUACAAACACAGCAUCACCCUCAUCCUGCAAAAUCCUUAGUGGAACAGUUUAGAGGAACAGAUUCAGACAUUCCCAGUAGUAAAGAUUCUGAAGAUUCAAAUGAGGAUGAAGAAGAAGAUGAAGAAGAAGAUGAGGAAGAUGAUGAAGAUGAUGAAUCUGAUGACAGCCAAUCAGAAUCAGAUAGUAAUUCAGAAUCAGAUACAGAAGGAUCAGAAGAAGAAGAUGAUGAUGAUGAUAAAGACCAAGAUGAAUCAGAUAGUGAUACUGAAGGAGAGAAAACUUCCAUGAAACUGAAUAAAACUGCUUCCUCUGUCAAAAGCCCUUCCAUGAGUCUCUCAGCCCACUCAACACCUCGUAACCUUCACAUAGCAAAAGCCCCAGGCUCUGCUCCUGCUGCCUUAUGUUCUGAAUCCCAGUCACCUGCUUUUCUUGGCACACCUUCUUCCACACUUACUUCAAGUCCACACUCUGGCACUUCCAAAAGAAGAAGAGUAACAGAUGAACGUGAACUACGUAUUCCUUUGGAAUAUGGCUGGCAAAGAGAGACAAGAAUAAGAAACUUUGGAGGGCGCCUUCAAGGAGAAGUAGCAUAUUAUGCUCCAUGUGGAAAGAAACUUAGGCAGUACCCUGAAGUAAUAAAGUAUCUCAGCAGAAAUGGAAUAAUGGAUAUCUCAAGGGACAAUUUCAGCUUCAGUGCAAAAAUAAGAGUGGGUGACUUCUAUGAAGCCAGAGAUGGACCGCAGGGAAUGCAGUGGUGUCUUUUGAAAGAAGAGGAUGUCAUUCCCCGUAUCAGGGCAAUGGAAGGUCGUAGAGGAAGACCACCAAAUCCAGAUAGACAGCGAGCAAGAGAGGAGUCCAGAAUGAGACGUCGGAAAGGUCGACCUCCAAAUGUUGGCAAUGCUGAAUUUGUAGAUAACACAGAUGCCAAAUUGCUACGAAAACUGCAAGCUCAAGAAAUAGCCAGGCAAGCAGCGCAAAUAAAACUUUUGCGAAAACUUCAAAAACAGGAACAGGCUCGGGUUGCCAAAGAAGCUAAAAAACAGCAAGCAAUAAUGGCUGCUGAGGAGAAGCGAAAACAAAAAGAACAGAUAAAGAUUAUGAAACAGCAGGAAAAAAUUAAGAGAAUACAACAAAUCAGAAUGGAGAAAGAACUUCGAGCCCAGCAAAUUCUAGAGGCUAAAAAGAAAAAGAAGGAAGAAGCAGCAAAUGCCAAAUUAUUGGAGGCCGAGAAACGAAUAAAGGAAAAAGAGAUGAGACGACAACAAGCUGUUCUUCUGAAGCAUCAGGAGUUGGAGAGGCAUAGACUAGAUAUGGAACGAGAGAGAAGGCGACAACAUAUGAUGCUUAUGAAAGCUAUGGAAGCUCGUAAAAAAGCAGAAGAAAAGGAACGGUUGAAGCAAGAAAAACGUGAUGAGAAAAGAUUAAAUAAGGAACGUAAACUAGAGCAAAGAAGAUUAGAGUUAGAAAUGGCAAAGGAACUAAAGAAGCCUAAUGAAGACAUGUGCUUAGCAGACCAAAAGCCUUUGCCAGAGUUGCCUCGUAUUCCAGGACUUGUUCUCUCUGGAAGUACAUUUUCAGACUGUCUCAUGGUGGUGCAGUUCUUACGAAACUUUGGUAAAGUUUUGGGCUUUGAUGUGAAUAUUGAUGUUCCAAACCUGAGUGUUCUUCAAGAGGGAUUGCUAAAUAUAGGGGACAGCAUGGGUGAAGUACAAGACUUGCUUGUGAGGCUCCUCUCAGCUGCUGUAUGUGAUCCAGGUCUAAUUACAGGAUACAAGGCGAAAACAGCUCUUGGAGAGCAUUUGCUGAAUGUUGGUGUGAAUCGAGACAAUGUUUCCGAGAUUUUGCAGAUUUUCAUGGAAGCACACUGUGGACAAACUGAGCUUACUGAAAGCCUGAAGACCAAAGCUUUUCAGGCGCACACUCCAGAGCAGAAAGCUUCAGUCCUGGCUUUCCUGAUCAAUGAACUAGCGUGCAGCAAGAGUGUGGUGAGUGAAAUCGACAAGAACAUUGAUUAUAUGUCAAACUUGAGGAGAGAUAAGUGGGUGGUAGAAGGUAAACUUCGCAAGCUCAGGAUCAUUCAUGCUAAGAAAACAGGGAAAAGAGACACUUCAGGUGGCACUGAUCUUGGGGAAGAACAGCAUCCCUUGGGCACACCCACCCCAGGACGGAAGCGAAGAAGAAAGGGAGGAGACAGUGAUUAUGAUGACGAUGAUGACGAUGAUAGUGAUGAACAAGCUGAUGAAGAUGAUGAGGAUGAAGAAGAUAAAGAAGAUAAAAAAGGAAAGAAGGCUGAUGUCUGUGAAGACGAGGAUGAAGGUGAUCAAGCAGCAAGUGUUGAAGAGCUAGAAAAACAGAUUGAAAAACUGAGUAAACAACAGAGUCAAUACAGACGGAAGCUCUUUGACGCUUCUCACUCUUUACGUUCGAUGAUGUUUGGCCAAGAUCGUUAUAGACGCCGAUACUGGAUUCUUCCUCAGUGUGGGGGCAUUUUUGUAGAAGGCAUGGAGAGUGGAGAAGGACUGGAAGAAAUUGCAAAAGAAAGAGAAAAACUAAAAAAGGCAGAAAGUAUCCAGAUCAAAGAAGAAAUGUUUGAGACUUCUGGGGACAUUUUAAAUUGUUUAAAUACAGAUCACUGUGAACAAAAGGAAGAUCUUAAAGAAAAAGACAACACAAAUCUAUUUCUUCAAAAACCUGGCUCUUUCUCCAAAUUAAGCAAGCUUUUAGAAGUAGCUAAGAUGCCCCCUGAGUCAGAUUCUAUGACACCCAAACCAAAUGGUAGUGCAAAUGGGUGCACUAUGUCUUAUCAGAACAGUGGGAAACAUUCACUGGGCAGCCUUCAGUCAACAGCAACACAAAGCAACGUGGAAAAGACAGACUCUAAUAAUCUGUUUAGUCCUGGUUCAGGUGGUCCAGGAAAGUUCUAUAGUCCUCUCCCCAGUGACCAGUUGUUAAAAACGCUGACUGAAAAGAACAGACAGUGGUUUAGCCUUUUGCCAAGAACACCUUGUGAUGACACUUCACUUACCCAUGCUGAUGUGUCAGCUGCAUCUUUAGUGGCUCCUCAGUCUCAGCCACCACCUAAGUCACCUUCACCUGCCCCAGCUCCUCUUCUUGGAUCAUCUUCCUCUCAGAAUCCUAUUGGCCUAAAUCCAUUUGCUUUAUCACCUCUUCAGAUAAAAAGUGGCGUAUCUAUGAUGGGACUUCAGUUUUGUGGGUGGCCCACAGGUGUACUUACUUCCAAUAUUCCAUUUACAUCAUCACCUUUACCUAAUCUGGGAUCAGGGUUGGGAUUAUCGGAAGGAAAUGGUAAUUCAUUCUUGACUCCCAAUGCUGCUUCAAGUAAAAGUGAAUCUCCAGUGCCACAAAAUGAAAAAGUUUCUUCAACUCAACCUGCAGCCAUUGAAGUAGUGAAACCAGUAGAUUUUCUUAGUCCAAAACCUAUUCCUGAAGAAAUGCAGUUUGGUUGGUGGAGGAUUAUUGACCCUGAGGACCUAAAAGCUUUGCUCAAAGUGCUACAUCUCAGAGGAAUAAGAGAAAAGGCAUUACAAAAACAAAUUCAGAAACACUUGGAUUAUAUUACUCAAGCCUGCAUCAAGAAUAAGGAUGUUGCUAUUAUUGAAUUAAAUGAAAAUGAAGAAAACCAGGUAACUCGAGAUAUUGUGGAGAACUGGUCAGUAGAAGAACAAGCGAUGGAAAUGGACUUGAGUAUUCUUCAACAGGUAGAAGAUCUAGAAAGGAGAGUUGCAUCAGCAAGUUUGCAAGUAAAGGGUUGGAUGUGUCCAGAGCCUGCAUCAGAAAGGGAGGACUUGGUAUAUUUUGAACAUAAGUCAUUUACUAAAUUGUGCAAGGAGCAUGAUGGUGAAUUUACUGGCAAAGAAGAAAGCAGUGCACAUGCACUAGAACGGCAGAGUGACAACCCCCUAGAUAUAGCUGUAACCAGGCUGGCUGAUUUGGAGCGGAACAUUGAAAGAAGGUAUCUGAAGAGCCCCUUAAGUACCACCAUUCAGAUCAAACUGGAUAAUGUGGGCACAGUUACUGUCCCUGCUCCUGCACCAUCCAUUAGUGGUGAUGGUGACGGAAUUGAAGAGGAUAUUGCUCCAGGGCUCAGGGUCUGGAGAAGGGCAUUAUCAGAAGCUCGCAGUGCUGCACAGGUAGCUCUGUGCAUUCAGCAAUUACAGAAAUCAAUAGCAUGGGAAAAAUCAAUUAUGAAAGUUUAUUGCCAGAUCUGUCGAAAGGGAGAUAAUGAAGAGCUGCUUCUUCUCUGUGAUGGCUGUGACAAAGGCUGUCAUACAUACUGCCAUAGACCCAAGAUCACUACUAUACCAGAUGGGGACUGGUUUUGUCCAGCUUGCAUUGCUAAGGCAAGUGGUCAAACUCUAAAAAUCAAAAAACUUCAUGUCAAAGGAAAAAAGGCAAAUGAGCCAAAGAAAGGCAAGAAAGUACCUUUAGCAGGUGAUACUGAAGAUGAAGACUCUGCAUCUACAAGCAGUUCCCUAAAAAGAGGAAACAAAGACCUCAAAAAAAGAAAAAUGGAGGAAAACACUUCUAUUAACUUGUCAAAACAAGACAGCUUUACUUCUGUUAAAAAACCUAAAAGAGAUGAUUCCAAGGACCUAGCUCUUUGCAGUAUGAUCCUGACUGAAAUGGAAACUCAUGAGGAUGCCUGGCCUUUUCUACUUCCUGUAAACUUGAAACUUGUUCCUGGUUAUAAGAAAGUUAUUAAGAAACCUAUGGAUUUUUCCACAAUUAGAGAGAAACUAAGUAGUGGACAGUAAGUAAAUCAUUCCCAUCAGUAAUUAUUUCUGGUAAAGGAAGCCUGAUAUGUACUGAACACUUUUCUGGUCAGCAUAGAAUACAUUAAUUAAUGGCAAAGACAUAGGCCUUGACUUUGGAAAGCUGUAUGUAUAUAUUUGGCUAAAGUAGGAUAGUAGGGGAGACAGAUCAAUUAAAACAUUGAAGCAGUUAAAAGGUGGUAUGAUAAACCUUCUUUUGACCACGUUGGAGGGGUACCAACCCAGACUAGGAGUAACGAAAAGUAUCAAGGAAGCUUCCCAAACAAAGUAGCAUGUAAUCUGGAACCAAAAAAUUAACCACUUGCUUUGUGAAUCAAUGGAAUAUUGACACCACCUCAUAUGGAUUUAAUAAAAAUUGACUAGAAUAUUUUCAGAUUAUCACAGUUGAGGAGUAGAAGAUAAUUAGAAAUUUUAAAUGUGAAAAAUCUUUAUUCUGGGUUGUUAGAGAAUGCUAAAAAUGCAUUCGUUAAAUAUGGAAGACAACUAUCAUUUACUCCUCUCCACCAUGUCCUCCUUGUGAUUCUAUCACAAAAGUAAAAAUGACUUCCUGGUCACAGUUAAUGCUUUCUGUUAGACCACUUCAAACUCUGAAGCCAGAGAGUAGCAGCUUUAAGAUGGUAGAAUUCAGUUGGUUCUGGCAAUGACCCACUUUGGAGCCACAAGAAUAAAGCGGUUCACUUAAAGAACAAGCCCAGACAAAGCCACUCCACAAGGGAGUAGCCAGAAGUUGUGGAGCUGCCUUCUCUCCUCCAUUCCUCCCUCUUCCUUUAUUGCUAUCUGCCAGUUUAGCUUAAUAUAACCUAAGCCCAUCAACUUUAGGCUGUCUUAAAAAAUAUGGAAAAAGGACUGUACAGUGAAAGAAUAAUUACAUAAUGUAUUUUAAAAAUACAUUGUUAUUGCUGUUGUUAUUGUUCAGUUUAUUAUUUAGUUCUUUCUGGUGUUCUUUUGGUGAAAAUUACUGUACUCUGUAAUUUAUGUUCAAUUUAGAAGAAUUGAGUAGAACUUCACUCACGGUGAUUGGUGUCCCUCUCAUGCAUAUCAAAUGAUCGACUAGAUUGACCAAAUGACUAAUUUAUUAAGGCUGAAAUAUCAGUCUUUCAAAUGAUCGUGUCUGCUUUGUUUUAUUUUCAAAAAAAUUACAGUAGGCACCUGCCCCAAUUCAGAAAACAUUUAAAACCAUUUAAACUAUUGGUUAUAAUAUGAACCAAACAGCCAAAGCUGCUGUCUAGAUACGGCCUAGUUCUGCUGCUUUUUCUGUCUUUCAAACUACUCAGGUGUUUAAGGGGACAACAUGAUUGACUUCAUAAUAAACAUGGCCAGGACAAAGACUUACGCAGGAAGACUUUACCAGUGUUUAAAUUAACUCUUGACUUUUAACUUCCAUGAUCCCGCAAUUCCUGGAUAGAGGGUGAACCUAACCAUCAAAAUCUCCAAAGUGAAGCCUUAGAAAUUAACAAAGAAUUACCAAAAGAGCCACAAAACUGGAGUUCUCUUUUAAGAAGGAGCCCUGGGAAAUGAUUGAGGUGGGGCACGGUGGAGGCAGGCAGAAAGGAAGCCAUUCUGUAUAAUUCUCUUUGUGAACCCAGCUGUGGGGGAGGCAAAACUCAUUGGAUUGAUCAGCUUCCUCUCUAAUUUCAAGUUGUUUAAUUAAACCCAAACUAAUGAGUUAGAGCCAAAACUCAUUAAUAGUAUUUCAAAUUUGUAAAGUAGAAAUUUAAAGACCUGAGAGGAGGAAGUACCUGCUUUAAUUAAUCUUUCUGGACUUCAUCAGCUGCCCCAACCCCAUAAAGGAAGGGCAUGAAUGUGGGUAUUAUCUCCCUAGAAUCUCAACUGGAAUUCUGCCCUACAUUUCAGUCUCUGUAGCAUCAACCAUUAACCUUUUCUUGUGGUAAGGAAGAGUCUGAAGAGAAAAAUAGUCCUCAAAGUGACUUUAAAAUAUUUUAUAAAAAUAUUUCCUACAUACAGUGUAUGAUUUCAUUAAUAUGAAAUAUCUAGUCUAGGUAAAUCUAUAGAGACAGAAAGAUUGAUUGUUGCCAGGAGCUGAGGUGAAAGGGGUGUGAAAAGGAACUCCUUAAUGGGCACAGGAGUCCCUUUUGGGGUGAUGAAAACGUUUUGAAACUAGAUAGAGGUGGUAGUUGCACAGCGUUGUGUGUACUAAAUGCCUCUGAAUUGUUUGCUUUAAAAUGGUUAAUUUUAUGUUAUGUGAAUUGUGCCUCAAUUAAAAAAAAAAAAA
Molecule: messenger RNA, 9639 nt
Organism: Trichechus manatus latirostris (Florida manatee)
Lineage: Eukaryota; Metazoa; Chordata; Mammalia; Sirenia; Trichechidae
Gene: BAZ2B
Product: bromodomain adjacent to zinc finger domain 2B
Exons: 37
Coding region: 888-7388 (2166 amino acids)
Cellular component (GO): chromatin
Molecular function (GO): protein binding; DNA binding
Source: RefSeq, a predicted model, not a curated record